AACUGAGUGGGAGGGAGGGAGGGAGUGGAGGCUGCCAGAGGAGCCGCUCAGGGCACAAUCAGGACAGAAAGACUUUAUAUUAAAUAAUAGGUGAAAAAGAAGAGCACUUCGCUUCUUUUUCUGGAGCCUGUGCUUGCCUCCCUACCCUUGUUGUGUAGUUUUUCCCCCCUAAUAUAUACAUGGAUCUCUUUAAUAGCUGCAACAUGCUCCAGACUUUACCUCAUGCUAUUUAAUUUCUACCAGCCAGGACAUAAUUUACUGUAGGUUAAAUGAAGCAAGCAGCAAGAGAGCUGACAAGCAGAGUCAUUGAACUCCUCCGUCUGCUUCCUCCGUUCUUCUUCUUCCUGUAGAAUAAAGAGAAUCCACACUCUUCUGUAGUAAGAAAAUCACCUUUAAACAUAGAAUAGACAUACAUACCAAAAAGUAAUACAAAGACCUUCACAGAUGAAGUGUGAAAACUGCACCAAAAAGGAAUGUAGUAAAAAACAGAAAAAUGAUGACAAGUCAAAUACAUUGGUUGACCCACUGAGCACAAAUGACGAAAACGAGGAGAAAAAUGAAUUUCAUAAAUUGGCUGGUGCUAAAAUAUUCCUUAGUGACUGCCUAGCUUGUGACAACUGUGUGACAUCAGAAGAAGGUGUCAGGAUUUUCCAGCAGAAUCAGAAGGAAUUCUUUCGCAUUCUCAACCUUAACAAGAAAUGUGAUACCUCAAAACACAAAGUGUUGGCAGUGUCUAUAUGCACUCAGUCAUUGCCUUAUUUUGCUGCUAAAUUCAAUCUCUGUGUAAACGAUGCAGCCAAGAGACUCUGUGGUUUCCUCAAAAGUCUUGGGGUGCAUUAUGUAUUUGACACCACUAUAGCUGCUGAUUUCAGUAUCCUGGAGAGCCAGAAGGAAUUUGUGCAGCGGUAUCGACAGCGGAACCAGGAGGAACAUGCCUUACCAAUGUUUGCGUCUGCUUGUCCUGGUUGGAUCCAGUAUGCUGAAAGGGUGCUUACCAACCCAGUGACUCCACACAUUUGCACUGCGAAGUCUCCGCAGCAGAUCAUGGGGUCCCUGGUGAAGGGUUACUUUGCCAGGCAACAGAACCUAUCUCCAGAUAAAAUUUUCCAUAUAAUCGUGGCUCCUUGCUAUGACAAAAAAUUAGAAGCACUGCGGGAAGAUUUUUACACCCCCUUGUAUAACUCUCAAGACGUUGAUUGUGUUCUAACAUCAGGUGAAAUUGUCCAAAUAAUGGAGCAGAAAAAUGUAUCUAUGAAAGAAGUGGCUGAAGUGGCCGUGGACAGUUUGUUUGGUGAAAUAAAGGAGGAAGACGUAGUACGGCAUGAUGGGAGGAGAUCUGAUGGGUACCUGGAGCACAUCUUUAAACAUGCUGCCAAGGAGCUGUUUGAUAUGGAUGUCAAGGAAAUCACCUACAAAACACUAAAAAACAAGGACUUCCAGGAGGUCAGCCUGGAAAAGGAUGGUGAGACAGUGUUGCGCUUCGCAGCUGCGUAUGGCUUUAGGAACAUCCAGAACGUGGUCCUGAAGCUGAAAAAGGGAAAGUUCUUGUAUCAUUUUGUGGAGGUUCUUGCCUGCCCUGGAGGGUGUUUAAAUGGAAAAGGCCAAGCCCAGACUGAAGAUGGAAAACCUGACAAAGUAUUGCUCAGCCAGAUGGAGGAACUGUAUGCUGCAAUUCCUGUCAGACUUCCAGAAACCAGCAUGCAUGUGCAAAAGCUGUACCAGGACUGGCUGGAAGGGAUGGACUCCAAGAAGGUCCAGGAAACUCUGCACACCAAAUACUGUGCAGUACAUCAAACAGCAAGCAGCAUGGAUAUCAAGUGGUGAUAAAUCAGGCUUACAAAAGAUGAAAAAACGUGCAUAGGUUAGUUAUGAACUCAGCACUGGAAACAUUCUAUGCAAUUGAGGAUGUUAUGCACUAGCCAAGCGUACGACCAGUACACUUUCUGAAUUGCGGAAUAUUACUUACUUAAUACAAAGAACCAUUGCUCAUUUUUUUGUUUUGAAUGCCUUGGUUCCCUACAGGGUCUGUUAGACUCUUAUUGUGCUUGACCUCUUGCGUAUUUGGGACUUCCUUGUUUAGUUAAGGUCUAAUCUUGCAAGGUAUGGUGAGCACCUUCUUCUAGGUGUACAAUGCCCUCUACUCGGAGUGAAGUUAAUGCAGGUUGAGGGUUCUCACCAGUUUUACAGAACUGGUGCCCUCAACCAGGAGCUAUUGUAAUCCUUAUGUAUGUGAUUCCUUUCACCAGGGAAGAACAGCUACCCUGGUUAGAAUUGUUGUGUUAAGUGUACCAUAAUUUAGAAUUCUUUUUGCCUUGUUAACCAAAAAAUGAAGAUUUUACACAAAGUGACCAAUGAAAAAUAUAAUUGAAAGAUUUAAUUGACUCCUUCCAUCCCUACACAAUAAAAAGGUUUAUUCACCUACCAAAACAUUGCCAGCAAGCUUUCUACAGACACACUAACCACAAGGGAGAAUAUUCUGAUACAAAUGGAAUGUCUUUAAUAAUACUAAAUGGUUGUAAUACAGUCCUUUCAUUAAGGGUUUCUGUUAACAGGUUGGUUUGUACAAAUAGUUAAACCAUGUUAAUCUCUCUCUUCAGAAACUUGCAUCGUGAAUUAAUCUUUUCUGUAAUUUUUAUUUUCUUUUGUCUGACUUGUUUAUGAAAGUGAGAGAUGGUGACCCCAUCUGAAGACAGGCAUGAUGUUGCCAUUUGCCCUGCAAUCUUCACCCUACAUCGGUUCUACGUUAGACCUCAGUCCUGAUUUACAAUACCUCUGUUAUGCCAUUUCUGGCUAGUCCUGAGCAUACACAGUGUCAGAUUGAAUCCAGAGACCAGAUACAUUUGUUGAGUGCCUCUAACUAAAAUCUUAAUUUUGGAACAUUCUUGAGCUGAUAAGAAUAUAAUGUAAACUGAUAGUGCUAGUUUGGGGGCAUUUUACGUACAUUACAUGGCUGUUUAAUUUAACAAGCUUUAAAAAUGGUGCUUGAUGGAUGUAACCUUAUCUAAAGCCUCACAGUUCAGGGAGGGAUGUUUAAGGAUAUGAUGUGAAAUUCAAGCCGUUACAAGGCUUCCACCAGAUUUCAUAGCAGCCUCAUGCUUGUUUUGAUUAGUGGCUCUCUCAAAACUAGAAUGAUUUCAGCUUUCAUAUUUUAUUGAGAAAAUAUGAAUGGGGUUUGUCAUGAUCACGGGAAAUGCAUGAAUGCAAAUCUUGUGGAUUUCUUAAUAUCAGUUACUGUACUUGUGUGUGCACAAAGCUAAUAAUACAAGAUCUUGAUGGAGUAUAUUUGAAAUCAGGAUCUACCUUUGGAAUGUGGAAAGUGAGGCAUUCAAUGCUUCCAGUCUUCUUUUUUUAUUAAAAAUAAACUAACAGCAGAGUCGAUCAUAUUCCUGUUGGAGGCAAAUGCGAGUUUUUUACUUAAAUAGGAGUAGGCUCAAAAAGAGGGGGGGAAAAGGGUGCUGAAAUAUGUGGACUUGCUGGAAGGGACCAGCUGGUUUAAGAUGGAUGAAACCUGCAAUCACAUCAACAAAUUCAAGCUUCCUUUAUUUUAAUAAUACUUUAUUUCAGUGCAAAAGGCAUGUGGAUCUGACUUGUAUGGCAACCUGCAUGCAGAGUAAGCCUUCAGGUUUGUUUGGUUUUUUUUAAUAAAAUGUUACAUUUGACGCAAUAACUGAACAUCUAGAGAAAUCUACCUCUGUGCUAGGAAAAGAGUUUGGAGCAGCAGGGAGAUCCUGGAAAACUUAUACAUCCAAACAUUUAAAAAAAAUGUCUGUUAAAGAAUGAUCUGUGGAUUACAUGAAGCUUGUGAACAUCUUCAGUACUUGAAAGCAACAUGACCCCUUCAGUUUUAAUUUCUUGAUCUAUUCUGAUUUCCCCAGACCCCUUAAAUGGAAUUACAUUGUAAUUAAGUUUUAUUGUUCUAAGUUAGUAUAUACAUAUAUUUCUGUAUGUAUAUGGCUUUAAACUGGUCAAUAUGUUAAUUUAUAUAUAUAGCUUCAGUUCUGUGUACAGUUUUAUUUUUGUAAAGGAAAAAUGUGCAUAUACUUGAUGAUGUGAAAAACUGGUUCUCAGUUUAAAUUUUUGAUUAAAAUUUAGUUCUUCACUGUGCUGUGAAAGAGCUAUCUUCCUGUGGGAUCCUUUAAGUAAAUCUAGAGUUUAAAGAACAGCUUAAUCCUAUUGGCAGCCACCCAUCACUGAACAAAAACCCUCUCUGCCAUUUUGUUUGAGCACACAUGCCUGUUUCAUUCAAUAGAUUCUCUCCAUACUUGAGUUUCCACAGAAAAGUAUCAGAUGAGACAAGGCUGCCUGUAAAAUACUAGUUGUACUUUCCCAUUAUAUAAAGGGAAAUUAAGAAAAUCAUCAGAUUAAGAAUUCACUUUCUUUCAGCUUCUCAAUUUGAAAUGCUCUGCACUUAAAAAGUAUCCAUGUAACAAUUUCUUAGAACUGUUAAAUGCCACAACCUCUCUUUAAGAAAGAGUGUAUUUUGAAUGCUCAUCCAACAAAUAGCUGUAAUGGCUACAUAUAGUAUCAUUAGGUUUUCUAUAAUUAGGGAUUGUGGGAGUUUUCUGAUUUCUUUUCAGUGUUUAAUUUUUAGAAGAAUUGAGACUAUUUUUAGAAUAAAAAAUCUGAUUUUAUUAUUUAAAAGUUUUCCUUUACCUGCCAGUUUGUGAAACAUCAAAGAACCUCCUCCGCAAAGUUCAACAUUGCAAAAAUUAUAAUUUUUCAGUGUUUUUCAGGGAAUCUCUAAAUUUUUUGCUUCAUUGGGGUUUCAGCCUAAAACUAGAAACCCUUAUGAUUUUAGGUAUGUUGGGAAUGCUCAUCAGGUAUCUAAGAUCAGAUUCUAGCCCUUAAAUCUACAUUAGGAAAGUUACACCAUGUUGACAAUGAGUGCAGCUAGCUAGUUUCUGAAACUGUGCUGAACAUGAUGUAGUCUUGUCUACACUUGCAAUUAAACUGUUUUGCAGCAGCAGUUUAUUUACAUUUGUUGACAGCACCCUGAAUCACCAAUGUGUAACGUUCCUAGUGUAGUCACAGCCAUAGUGCUUUACUUCUCAGUUGAAUGUUGUGCUGGGACAAUUCAUUGCUGAGUACAAAAGAAUGUGGGGUUUUGCUGUGGAAAUUUUUUUUUAAGGAAAACUAAAUCUGUGUUUAAAAAUUUUUGGCAAAAUGAAAAUGCAAAACUGUAUUUUGAGGUUGUGUUUAAUGCCAUAAAAUAUCCUAGACGUGUAAUGUACUGGUAGUGAGAGGAACUGUAUUAUACUAUUCUUAGGUCUCUAAUGGGAAAAGUAAGUGUUAUAAAGGCAUCUUGCCAAGACCUCAGAAAUAAGAUAGUUUGCCUCUUAGCAGCCACUGCGCCAGUGUAUUUUUGUUUCUUCACAAUACUUCAAGCGAAUAUGAUCUGGCACUGUGAUAGGUAAUGAAUACACGUCUGUACACAGCUCAGCAGCUUCAACUGGAUGAUAUUUGUAUGAUGUUCAGUUAUCUAAACUCUGGUGCUUUGUAUUUCAAAAGGAGCAUGAACUUGAAUUGCCCUAAUAAAUAUCUUUGACUCUA
This is a messenger RNA of Gopherus evgoodei (Goodes thornscrub tortoise), 5550 nucleotides long. RefSeq names its product nuclear prelamin A recognition factor (gene NARF). The coding region runs from base 445 to 1824 and encodes 459 amino acids. NCBI's taxonomy places the organism in Eukaryota, Metazoa, Chordata, Testudines, Testudinidae. Gene Ontology annotation, molecular function: lamin binding. The transcript has 12 exons. The record is from RefSeq and is a predicted model, not a curated record. Gene Ontology annotation, cellular component: lamin filament.